AUGUUGCUCUUCAACGGCACAUCCUUCUGUUUGAAAGUUUGUCUAACACUUUGCGUAAUUAACAGCGGCUUUGCGCUCCGGCAAGAUUCCAGCAAGUCAUACGGGCAGCUACUGCAUCAUAUUAAUGGUCUAUUGGAUAUAUUAUCGUGCGAACUGAAGCUUAAUGCUAAUGCCAAGUUUGCAUUGUUGCUUGGCGAAUUUCUGAUAAAGCAAAAAAUGCGGCACGUGGAGCCCACUCGCUAUGAGAACCAAGUGUAUUACCAUUUGCUUCAUAGAACAGGAAAUAUUCGACGCAAGGCGCAGGAUAGCGAUAUCAGCGGCUUGCAGAAAGAGAUUCUGGAUAAUGCAUUUCAACGUAAUGUGUUGUUAUUGCCGCCAUCUUUGAAAUAUGGAGCGCUAAAUGCAAAUGCUGAAUAUGAAAAACUGGCCAUAAACUAUGAGAGCUUUGUAAACGAAGGCAUGCCAAAUAGAACAGUAUCGGACCAGUGCAUGCGCGAUAUCGUGGCAAUGCCCAAUUGCAAACUAAACCUGGGUUGUAUGGACCUGCUGACGACUGAGGCGCCGACCUACGGCUAUCAACGCACACACCAACUGAUCCUGCUAUACAUGCUAGAGCAUAACGAAUGUGCGCCCCAUCUGGGUCCCCUCCAACUCUAUGAACUGUUGGCCAAGACUUUUUGCAAUGAAGUGCUGCGUGAACAGAACGCUAUACGCAGCUUGGGAUUGCCAUUAAAAUAUCGCGAUUUAUAUUUGGAACAGGCUACUAUUUGUGGACUUUUUGGAUACAAUGAAUUCCUCAAUUGGCACAAUGUAGUUGAGGUUUCCAGUUGGUUUGACGAAGCGAGGACUUCGCAAAUUUCGAAUAGGCAUCUUAAUGAUCUGGCCUUGGUAUUCUAUAUAAAUGCGCUGCUACUAUUGGAUUAGGCGUUCCUUAUUGCUAAAAGCUUUUC
Scaptodrosophila lebanonensis is the source of this 950-nucleotide messenger RNA. Its product is annotated as UPF0764 protein C16orf89. The transcript is spliced from 6 exons. The coding region runs from base 1 to 924 and encodes 307 amino acids. The record is from RefSeq and is a predicted model, not a curated record. Gene Ontology annotation, cellular component: cytosol; membrane. NCBI's taxonomy places the organism in Eukaryota, Metazoa, Arthropoda, Insecta, Diptera, Drosophilidae.